AUGGACAUCGACCCCAAGCCCGUUCCCGAGUUCCUCACGCAGCAGCGGGACGAGGUAGCCCCGCCCAGCCUGCAGCCGCUCUUCAUCGACUUCGAGGACUACUGGGAGCGCAAGCUGUGGCACCAGCUGACGGGCGUGCUGCUCCAGUUCUUUGAGCACCCCGACAGCGCGCCCCAGCGCAUCCCGCUCUACAAGAACUUUGUGCUGUCCUUCUCGGAUAAGAUAAAUCAGCUCAAGCUCGUCACGUUAGGCCUGUCGGCGUCGAGACAGUGCAAAGAUAACCAGGAGGCACUAGAGUUCCUGACAGCCCUGGCGGAAAAGGUGAAUCGGGACGACUCGAAGGAUGCAUAUGUCUAUGCCACGGUCGAGGUAGCUCGGGUAAAGCUGCUCCUGAGAGAUCUGGAGGGCGCACGGAAAGCUCUGGAUGAUGCCGAGAAGCAUCUCGAGACCUUUGACUCUGUCGAGUCCGUCGUCCACGCUUCAUUCUACCGUGUGAACGCCGAUUACUACAACGCAAAACUCGAAUUCGCCUCCUACUACAAAAACGCCCUCCUAUACCUCGCCUGCGUCAACGUCACCGACCUCAGCACCCCCGAGCAGCAAGAACGCGCCUACAACCUCUCCGUCGCCGCCCUCCUCGGCGAGACCAUCUACAACUUCGGCGAGCUCCUCCUGCACCCCAUCCUCGACUCGCUCAAAAACACCGAACACGCCUGGCUGCGCGAGCUCCUCUUCGCCUUCAACGCCGGCAACCUCGCCGGCUUCCACGGGCUCUCUGGCCACCUCUCCAAGCAGCCCCUGCUCGAGCAACAGUCCAAGUUCCUCCGCGAGAAGAUCUGCCUUUCCGCUCUGACGGAGGCGGUGUUCCGCCGCCCGCCGCACGACAGGGCCAUGUCGUUUGCGACCAUCCUGGAGGAGACACGUGUCUACCCCGAGGAGGUCGAGCAUCUGCUGAUGAAGGCGCUGAGCUUGGGGCUCGUGAGGGGAAGCAUUGAUCAGGUGGCCGAGGUGGCGAGGAUCUCGUGGGUGCAGCCGAAGGUCUUGGAUAAGGACCAGAUUGUGAGUAUGAAGCAGAGGCUGCUGGACUGGGAUGAGAGCGUGAAUAAGAUGGGUGCGUGGAUGGAGACUACGUUGGCGCCGCCGGCGGAGGCUUAG
Morchella sextelata is the source of this 1155-nucleotide messenger RNA. RefSeq lists its product as uncharacterized. Gene Ontology annotation, biological process: ubiquitin-dependent protein catabolic process. NCBI's taxonomy places the organism in Eukaryota, Fungi, Ascomycota, Pezizomycetes, Pezizales, Morchellaceae. The record is from RefSeq and is a predicted model, not a curated record. Bases 1 to 1155 code for a protein of 384 amino acids. The transcript has 3 exons. Gene Ontology annotation, cellular component: proteasome regulatory particle, lid subcomplex; cytosol; nucleus. Gene Ontology annotation, molecular function: structural molecule activity.